AGUACUCCAAACAUUUAUUUUACAUUAUUGUUAUGUAGAAAGAGUUGCAACCCAUUUAUGUUCCAGUAAACACUAUACAACAAAAACAGAUUUUAAUGAUAUACAAAGUAAAUUAUUGUGUUCAUGUUUACAAUAUUUCUUCACCUACUUUAAUGACGUUUAUCUUGUAAUGUUCCCACUGGAAACUAUAAAAAUGGGAAAUCUUGUGUAAACAAACUGCACUUGGAUCGCUUAGAAUUUUACUUUUGGUUUGUAUAUGUAGUACGAUCAUUCUGAUAAAAAGAAAUAUUUCCAAAAGGAUGUGCAGUAACUGAAAUAGUCUUUAUAAUGUCGCAAUUUUUUUUUUCGCACUUUACAAUGUUUUUAACAGUAAUUUUUAACUGCCGACUGGUUGCUCAACAAAGUAUUAAAUUGGAUGAUUUUAUCGGUGGCAACUUAACAAACAACAAAUUUGAUACUAAUGAUGCAGCUGUUGACACUCAGUACGCUUCGUGUAAAAUUAUUACGGAUCGCAUUGUAGCCACCGCCGAAGGGAAAUUUUCUAGGUUCUGUCAUGGAAUCUGUAAUAUCAACGAAACCAAUAGUAAACUCAGUCAAAUUGAAUCAUUGCUAUCAAACAAUUUUGAUGAAAUAAAACAACGAAUAUUACUAAUAGAAAAAUAUUUUUCUAAUGGCAAUCAUUAUAUCAACUUAAACAAACAUUCUUUGGCGGAGAAUUCGUGUGAUCAUAGAAGACAAUUGGAAGUUGAUAAAUACAACAGCACCGUUUUCUUAGAUAACCAAAAACAAAGAACUUUCGUUUAUUAUUGGAAGGUACGACAUUUUUGGAGAAUAGUUUUCGUUGAUUCGUUUGCACAUAGCCCACCGUUUUAUAUUUCUACACGUAGUUAUCGUCUACAAUUAAGCAUCGAGUCUAAUGUAACAGCUCACACGAUUCUUGUAACUGCCGCACUAGUUCAGGGUGAGUACAACGCUAACUUGACAUGGCCUUUUAGUACCCGUUUACGACUUAGCGUACUUGACCAGACAGACGUUCGACCAGAAGAUAUUGUAUCCUAUGAAAGAUACGACACUGGAGUCUAUGAUCAACCUAAAGGAGAUGAGAGAAAAACCAUCUGUUCAUCAAUAGAAUUUCAUCGUGACGUUCUAGCUUAUCGCCAAUACGUUGUUGAUGAUAACUUGCUGGUCAAACUCACGGUGUUUUCAUAAUUAUAGAGUUCGCUUCAAUGACGAGAAAAACCCAUUAUCAGUAUUUUAAAUUUAGAAUAAGAUUAGUACAUUAAAAUAAUUAUUUUUGUGUGUCAACAUUUUUAAAAAUUUAAUGAAAGUCAGCUACAAAUUUAAAUUCAGGUAAAUUAUAAUUCACUAAACAUAAAUCAUUCAAUUACUCGAAAAAUAAAAAUAAUAUUGAGAAUUUAUUUAUCACUUUUU
Daktulosphaira vitifoliae (grape phylloxera) is the source of this 1431-nucleotide messenger RNA. RefSeq names its product TNF receptor-associated factor 6-like. The transcript is spliced from 3 exons. Bases 328 to 1209 code for a protein of 293 amino acids. Gene Ontology annotation, molecular function: protein binding. The record is from RefSeq and is a predicted model, not a curated record. Lineage: Eukaryota; Metazoa; Arthropoda; Insecta; Hemiptera; Phylloxeridae.